This is a messenger RNA of Magallana angulata, 2634 nucleotides long. RefSeq names its product ras-related protein Rab-35-like. Gene Ontology annotation, cellular component: endosome membrane; plasma membrane. Gene Ontology annotation, biological process: endocytic recycling. NCBI's taxonomy places the organism in Eukaryota, Metazoa, Mollusca, Bivalvia, Ostreida, Ostreidae. The record is from RefSeq and is a predicted model, not a curated record. The coding region runs from base 100 to 720 and encodes 206 amino acids. Gene Ontology annotation, molecular function: GTP binding; GTPase activity. The transcript is spliced from 6 exons.
ACAAAUCAUGCGCAAAGCGUACAUCACGCCUCAUAUCCGGUUUGAGAUUUUGUUGGAACUUCCGAGUUAAUAAAUUUGGGCUAAGAAAGCUCAACAAAUAUGGCCAGAGAGUAUGAUCAUUUAUUCAAACUACUCAUUAUAGGAGAUAGUGGUGUUGGCAAAAGCAGUCUCCUAUUGAGAUUCUCAGACAAUACAUUCUCAGGUACCUACAUAACAACCAUAGGAGUAGAUUUUAAAAUUCGAACUGUUGAUGUCAAUGGUGAAAAAGUUAAACUUCAAAUCUGGGAUACGGCAGGACAGGAGCGAUUUAGAACCAUAACUUCCACGUAUUACAGAGGAACACAUGGCGUGAUAGUCGUGUAUGAUGUCACCAGCGGAGAAUCAUUUGCUAAUGUAAAGAGGUGGCUUCACGAGAUUGAUCAGAACUGUGAUGUCGUUAAUAGAAUAUUAGUUGGUAAUAAAGAUGAUGACUCGGAUAGAAAGGUUGUCCUGACCCAGGACGCCCAGAGGUUUGCAGAACAGAUGGGAAUUCAGCUGUUUGAAACCAGUGCCAAAGAAAACAAGAAUGUAGAAGAAAUGUUUUUAGCCAUCACCAAAUUAGUUUUAGCAACAAAGAAAGAACAAAUGAAGAAAGCAGCGGAACAACCAGCCGAGUCAAUAAAACUGAACAAGAGGUCAACAGGAGGGGGCGGGGGCAAAAAGGGCUGCUGUAAAGUGUGAAUGCACGUAAUUUAGGAUGUGAACAUUUAUUUUCAAUACAUGUGAAGUACACUAAUGGUGCCAGGAACAUAGCAAUACAUGAUGCAGGAUUCAUGAUACUAAAUGGUAGAGUAAUUAGUAUUCCUCGUUGUUCAUUUGUACUUGAUGAGAAAUGUGUUGCUCACACUGUCAGGUUACUUUAAAAACAGGUUUGGCUUUUAUCCUCCGAGGAAUUUUACGACUCUUUUGACACAAUUUUUUUUUUUAUGGAAAUAUACAACAAUUUAUUGUAUUGUUAAAUCUGUUGAUAUGCUUCUUGUUUGUUACUCCCUGAGUUUUCCCCAAAAACAGUCAUAAUUAUAAAUGAUGUUUUGUUAAUGUGUGUUUCAUGUCUUCAUAUUGAUAAUUUUUGGUGCACAUACAGCAUAGUAUGGAAAUAGACGUGUAAACAGUGAAAGAUGUAGGAUAUUAGUAUAAUAUUUUACUUGUAGAUAAAACACAUUGCAUUCCUAAAUUUUUAUUUUUUUAGAUCAAAGCUAUUUCUCCAGUGCACAUUCAAAUUAAGAUUUAUUUUUUUAUUUGCACAACAAUCCCCACUUUCAAUUAUUUUUUCACCAUUUAUCUCUGCAAGUCUUGUUUCAACUUUCGAAGCUGUACAUCUUAAGAAGCUAUGUAAAAGAAUCAUGCAUGUUUGAUAACCUUAUGCUGCAUCUAAUGCUUGUUUGCAAGCAUAUCAGAACUGAUUUACAGUUGCGGUGCCACAAGCCAAUUUUGAGUACAUACAUGCAACUCUUAUCAACUAGAAAAUUUUUAUAGGGGUCUUUUAACAUUGAAAUGUUCAGGUUUUCAAAGUGCAUUUGUUAUAAAAAUACAUGUAAUUGAUACACAAUGUCUCGCAUUUCCACUCUGCAAGAUAUUAUAAUAUUUCUAGGAAAGAUAAAAUUUAGAAGUGUAUGCAUUUUUUGUAUACAAUGUUUUGAAAAAUAAUUUAAUUUGUACCCAAACAUUCUUCCCAUCAAUAUGAGAAUGCUAUCUUGUGACAUACAGAGUCAAAUUGUGAAAAAUAUGGCAGUCUACAAAUUAUUGUAUCAUUAAUUACCAGAAUAGUGUGUAGGAGUUUAAAUGUGUAAGUUGAUUGUUUAGGGUCAUUCAUUUUAUUCAUACUAAGAUGCUGCAUGUAAUUGUGUCAGUUUCAAAUGGAUGUAACAGAAUACAGUUCUGAUAGGAUGUGUAACUCCCCUCCUUAUCAUAGUAUCACAAUGCAGAUGCUUCCCUUUGUAUGGUGUUUGAUUGCAUUUGAUAUUGCCAAACUUUGUGUGCAAUUGUUUGACUUAAUAUUUUUUUAUAUUUUUUUUUAAAAUUUUCUUUGCAUAACAUUUGUUUAAAAAUACAUGUUUCACCGAAUCAUGUGAACAAGGGUUUAACUGCAAGGUAGAAACACGAGCAUGCCAUUAAUACACUCCAGGCUGUGACAUGUAAGAUAUAUGUAUUUAAUAUUUUACUACAAUUAACCAUACUUCAAUUUUCCUAAUCAUCAUCAACCUCUUUAUAAUCCAAAUAUUCUGUUUUUUUCUUUGUAUCUGUGAAGCAUUUUGUAAUACUUAAUUGUAUCAAGAAAUCCUGAAAUGUUAUCAACAAAACUUAUGUGCCGUUUCAUUGAACGAGACAACAAAUUAGAUAAAUGACAGAAAUAAACAAUUUUAGAUUGUGUUAAUGUCUACAGAAGAAUCAAUGUCCAUGUGGAUAGGUAGUUGACUUGCAGUUUGCAGGUGCUUGUACUUGAUGGUAUUACAAGGUACCAGUGUAGUAUUUAUUGUUAUAGACUGUGUAAACAAUUCUUUCUUUGUUAUGUAUUCAUAGAUACUAAGGUAAUCCAUAAUGAGUAACAUCUAAUUGUGAUAUGAUUUAUUACAAUAAAAUGUGUAUAUAAAAUCA